UUUGACGUUGUACCGAGAGAACCGGAAGUGCGUGAUAUCAUCGAAGUUUGCGUUUCCUUCGUUUCGACUUUUCUUUUUGUCUUGUUAGCAGUUUGUUAUUGUCGCUUUGAUGACAUUUUAGUCACGUUAACAGACGAAUCUGUGAAUGUUGUGUAAAAUGGCCAAAGAAAAGCGACACAGACGAAGAGAAUCACCGGAGCGGGAGUUGAACGUGAAGGUAAAACAGGAGAAGCUGAGUCCUGUUAGGCCACAGACAUCACGCCGCUCCAGAUCGAGAUCCAGCGGCAACUCGAGUCCACAGAGAAGAAGAAGCAGCAGGUCUCCGGUCAGAACAAAGGACCGCUCACCAGGGAGAAAAGUUCCAUCUCCGUCCAGACGAGGCAGCGGAUCUCCUCGAAACAGGAAAAGUCGCAGUCCUCAUGGUCGGGCUGACGUCAAAAUAAAGCGGGAGCGGGACGAGCCGCGCGGAGACGAGGGGAGGAGACGAAACGAGCGGCCCGAGGACAGACGCAGCAGGUGGGAAACAGACAGACCACGGGACAGAGACCGUGGUGGAGACAGGCGCAGAGAACGGGAGGCGCUCUCCUCCCAGCAGGCCGAGCGGGAACAGCACAACGAGCGACGCCGGGGGAACCACCAGCGGCGUGGUGAAAACCAGGAGUUCCCUUUUGGGGAAGCAGAAGGAGGGGACCAGGACGAAGCACCUGCUCCUGUUGACAAGGAGAAACCCAACUUUGGACUGUCGGGGGCACUAACGGAGGAUACCAACACAUUCCGCGGAGUAGUGAUCAAGUACAACGAGCCCCCCGAGGCCCGUAUUCCCAAACGUAGGUGGAGACUUUACCCCUUCAAGAACGACGAGCCCCUCCCUGUCAUGUACAUUCACAGACAGAGCGCCUAUCUGUUGGGACGGCAGAGGAAAAUCGCCGACAUCCCCAUCGACCACCCGUCCUGUUCCAAGCAACAUGCAGUGUUCCAGUACAGACUGGCAGAGUUCACGCGCUCCGACGGCACCUCUGGCCGUAGGGUGAAGCCUUACAUCAUUGACCUCGGUUCCGGUAACGGCACCUACCUGAACAACCAGCGCAUUGAUUCGCAGCGUUACUACGAGCUGAAGGAAAAGGAUGUUCUGAAGUUCGGCUUCAGCAGCCGCGAGUACGUCCUGCUGCACGAGUUCUCUGACACGACUGAGGUGGACACAAAGCAGGAAGAGGAGGACGACGAAGGUCUGGAUGAAUAAGUGUCCACCGUUGGAACUGUUCACCGAGACCACGGGACAAUUCAGGAGAGACGACAGAGGAACACGGUUCAGAGAGAGUUCAGGUUUUUGUGAUUAUGGUUGUGUUCACGCUCACUGUCAACACUUAUAUUUUCACGUAUAUAUAUUUACCAGCAGGGACACUGUGAAAAUAUACUUCAUUUUAUCGACCGACUCACCCAGUAACAUCUCCACUUGUUCUAAUCAGUAUCUUUAGAACGUUAGCUUCCUGUCUUCGCCUGACUGUAAAAAUGUUUUUGUUUACAUUUUUUUACACCAGACUUCACUGUAAAACGUCCUCUGUUUAAGACCUCUGUUCUCAUUGGUCGGUUCUUUAGUGACUUUUGUUUAUCUAAGGAGGAAGUCUGCAGUUUGGUUCGAUUUUUUUUUUUUUUUUUUUUUUAAUCAGUCGAGCAGGGAGCUUCCCUUCCCUGACCUGCAGAUGGUGCUAUAUUGACAAUGGUUUAGCGCCUUGCUAGCACAUCAUCAAUUAGUGGUAAUUUAGGGUUGCGCUAGCAUGUAGCCUUUUUUUAGUUUGAAAAAAUCUCCACCCAGACUGGGUCAAGUUAACUUUGUUUUUUGGACUUUUUGGAGUCACAUUACUGCCACCUACUGUUGUCUGCUGUACACUGGUAAAUAGUACAUCUACAGGACGUCCUGAUUACUGCCAAAAGAAGGAAACAAUUCAGAAGUACAGAGAAGGUAGAAAUUUACUAACGUUCACAGGAACUGAUGCUUUAAUUUACUGCAAAUCCAGCUUUAAAAUAUAAAAUCUAAAAGACAAAAUUAUCAACAGAAAGGCAGCCGUGGAUUGGCUGGUUCACUGAUUGAUCAUCUGUGGACCUUCAAGGACAGUGAUCAGUACCAGUCUGAGAAGAUGAGUUUAAAUAGUACCAGGCAGGUUCAGAUGUUACUGGGUGACAUUUAUGAUUGUUCCCAAUGAUGAUGAUGAAGAUGAUGAAGAUGAUCACAGUGUGUCCGUACAGCAUCAUGUUAUGUCGGUGACCGUGGUUCUGCCUCUGACCUCCGGUGUCGUCCUGCCACAGCUGUCUCUGAGAAGACGUCCAACUCUCAGGUUUUUUUUUCUUUUGUCCAGUGUCUGUGAAGCUUCAUAGAUCAUAGUAAAAAAAAAAAAAAA
Molecule: messenger RNA, 2396 nt
Organism: Cynoglossus semilaevis (tongue sole)
Lineage: Eukaryota; Metazoa; Chordata; Actinopteri; Pleuronectiformes; Cynoglossidae
Gene: snip1
Product: Smad nuclear interacting protein
Exons: 4
Coding region: 146-1240 (364 amino acids)
Molecular function (GO): protein binding
Source: RefSeq, a predicted model, not a curated record